Pelodiscus sinensis (Chinese soft-shelled turtle) is the source of this 858-nucleotide messenger RNA. Lineage: Eukaryota; Metazoa; Chordata; Testudines; Trionychidae. The record is from RefSeq and is a predicted model, not a curated record.
AUUGUUGUUUUUUAAAUAAGGUUAUUAGGGGUUUUUUUCUCUCCUAGGCCAAAUACAAGGAGCGAGGGACAGUUCUGGCUGAAGACCAGCUGGCUCAGAUGUCUAAGCAACUGGACAUGUUUAAGACCAACUUGGAAGAAUUUGCCAGCAAACACAAGCAAGAGAUUCGUAAAAAUCCCCAGUUUCGGGUCCAGUUCCAGGACAUGUGUGCCACAAUCGGCGUGGAUCCAUUGGCCUCUGGUAAAGGAUUCUGGUCAGAGAUGCUGGGAGUUGGAGACUUCUACUAUGAGCUGGGCGUUCAGAUUAUUGAAGUUUGCCUGGCUCUGAAGCACAGAAACGGAGGGCUCAUAACACUGGAAGAACUUCAUCAGCAAGUGCUGAAGGGAAGGGGGAAGUUUGCCCAGGACGUCAGCCAGGACGAUCUCAUCCGAGCCAUCAAGAAGCUGAAAGUUCUGGGUAAUGGCUUUGGGAUCAUUCCCGUCGGUGGGACAUACCUGAUCCAGUCUGUACCAGCCGAACUGAACAUGGAUCACACGGUGGUUUUGCAGCUGGCUGAGAAAAAGGGCUAUGUAACCAUCAGUGAGAUCAAGUCCAGUUUAAAGUGGGAGCUCGAACGUGCCAAGCAGGUGCUGGAACACCUGCUGAAGGAAGGCAUGGCCUGGCUCGACAUGCAAGCCCCAGGGGAGGCCCAGUACUGGCUGCCUGCUCUCUUUACUGAACUUUACUCCCAGGAAAUCACGCCAGAGGAAGCAAAGGAGGCCAUACCCUGAGCUGUGCGUGUCUAUACGUGUUCUUCAUCUGCUUCUUGUAUUCCCGACUGAGGGACACUGAACUUGAAAUAAAGUUGUUUAAACAGGU